Molecule: messenger RNA, 4110 nt
Organism: Paramacrobiotus metropolitanus
Lineage: Eukaryota; Metazoa; Tardigrada; Eutardigrada; Parachela; Macrobiotidae
Exons: 1
Coding region: 1-4110 (1369 amino acids)
Biological process (GO): DNA replication
Molecular function (GO): nucleotide binding; DNA-directed DNA polymerase activity; DNA binding
Source: RefSeq, a predicted model, not a curated record
AUGACUUAUCAGUUAUCUGCUUCUGAUCAUGCGGCUAUUGCGGCCAUACUUAGUGAGCCGUGGAUGGAUGUUGAUGAUGAGCAGCAGCAGCAGCCGCAAGUUAAUGAUGCGUACCAGUUAACCGCUGAAGAUCAAGCAGCUUUUGAUCACAUGCUUGCUAAUCCCAAUGAGUUCAACGAACAUGAUGAACAGACUCUAGCAACGACUUUGCUGCAUCUGGAUCAGGUUGAUCGGUUAAGCCCAGGAUCUUUAGCUGCCGCUCUUGCUCUUGCGCAACUGGACGACUGGCAGUAUGAAGAUCCUCCAGCGCCGCAAGCUGGUGGAAAUGCGGUCCGAGAUGAAUCGCUGCCCGAUUUCUCAGGUCUGUUCCAAUUGGUCAAAGAAUCGGAACGCGUUUUCAAAACCUUCAACAGCACUGAACAGAAAUACCGUGUCCAAAUAGCCUCGCUACCGCGAAUUUUUGCAAAAGAAGAAACCAUGCUUAUCAUGCCAGAAAUCUUGCGCGUCAUAAUGGAUUUGUGCUUUAAAGAAUUUGCCCCGACGGACCGUGUUGUUGUGGCUCUCAAAUCGGAUGGGCUUGAAAGAGCGUUCUAUUUAACCAUGCGAAAACUUUCUGACUUUAGCAUACCCGCUUUUAUGCAUCGUAUUGAGCUUCUGAACUCCGGCCAGAAGUUGGUUAUUGACGAUUCUUUCACCAUACGGAUCUGGCGCUCUAUUAUGCCGGCUGGUGGAUCCUGGUUUCUCAGGCAUCAGCACGUUAAGCAUGACAGAAAUCGUUUCAAGAAAUCCAUUGUAAGCGUCCGUGUAGAAAAUAACCUGUGCUUGCCCGCCGCGUUGUUCCUGGGGAAAUUUCGGCUAACGCAUGACCUUGAAGUUGCGCCGCAUAAGAGUAAAUGGAAAAACUAUAUUCGCGCUAACCGCAAUCGGAACUUGGAAGCGGAGGCCACUAAGAUAAUGAAUAACUGCGAUCUGCAGCCUGGCCAUUACUGCGACCUUGAUGCCCUAAGCGUGCUUCAGGAAAAUGAAUUUCCCGAGUUUCAAAUUAAAGUUAUAUCGGCCAAUCAAGGCGACAUGAUUAUUGCACGGGUACCCGAGCGUAAAACCCAUGAUAUGCAGGAGAUUUUUUUGUUGCUGGACAAUGAGCAUUUUGACCUGGUCACAACCGCGACAGGCUUUUACUGCUCACCCUACUUCUGCAAUGAUUGCGAUCGACCGUAUCAUCAUAAAGAACGUCAUCGUUGCGAGGGGAAAUGUAGGUCGUGCUACCGCAACAAGAGCGACUGUCUGGUGGACAAUACAAUCUCCUGCACUGAAUGCAGCCGUCGGUUCCACAACCAACAGUGUUACGAUAUCCAUAAGAAGAAAAGGAAAAAUGGAAAGAAUUAUUGCGAGCAAAUGUUCAUCUGCCAGACAUGCGGUGUUUUUGUGAAUCUGUCCAGUCGUGGCAAAAACGUAACACACCAGUGCGGGGAAAUUUAUUGCAACACGUGCAAUGGUUUUUUUCUCCAAGCUACGCAUUUGUGCUACAUAAAACCACUCAAGGCACCGCCACCAUGGCAGCAAGAAGAAAUGAAAUACAUUUUCUUCGAUUACGAAACCUACAACGAUCCGGUGAAUGGUCACGUGCCCACAUGCAUCGUUGCGCAAUAUGCUGAUGGUUCGGAAGUACGUUUUCCGGAAGAUGGUCAGCCGAUGAAUGCGGAAGUUGAUGAGGCAUUUGGGCGCUGGCUGUUUCAAGAAAAGCAUCGGGGAUUUACUAUCGUAGCACACAAUUUUCGAGGCUAUGAUGGACAUUUUGUCCUGAAGUACAUGUUGGACAAUGGUUUGAAAGGAGUGGAAGUCAUCAAGCGUGGGACGCAGUUGUUGGAAUUGCGGUACCGCAAACUGGGGAUCCGGUCACGCGAUACCCUCAACUUUCUGGCUUUGAAGUUGAGUCAGUUACCAAAAGCGGUUGGCUUGGAAAUCGAGGUGCAGAAAGGCGACUUCCCACAUCGAUUUAAUAAGCCUGAAAAUUGGGAUAAAACUGAUUUGCCCUGGCCCGAGCCAGAACAGUACAUGAUUGAUGGAAUGCGAAAAAAGCAAAAAGAAGAAUUUCUAAAGUGGCACGCUGAAGCUAAAGCGGCCGCCAAUGGGGUGUUCAAUUUUCGCGAGCAGAUGAUGACAUAUUGCUCGAACGAUGUUACGGUUUUGCGUGUGUGUGCGUUAAAGUUUAUCAGCGAUUACCAAGCUCUGACGUCGCUGAAUCCAAUGGAAAGUAUGACCAUGCCUUCGGCCUGCUACCGGUACUGGAGAAUGUUCCACCUUCCCGAGAACAAAGUUGCCGCGUUAUCCAGUCACGGACCGCACAGAAACCGACGAACUAGUAUUCAAGCCACGCAAUGGCUGGAAUGGGAGAACAUGAGCGCAAACGGCCGUAUACGCCAUGGUCGGAACGGCAAAGAAGUUAAAAUUGGGCGAUACUUUGUAGACGGUUUUGACAAGGAAACACAAACCGUUUACGAGUAUAACGGCUGCGUCUUCCAUGGACAUCCUUUCUGUACUGAAGAAAACGAUGUUGUACCAUACUCCAAAAAGAAAAUGCGCGAAGUUUACGAAGAGUUCCAGGAACGCGAACGCUUCCUUGAAAGUCAGGGCUACACUGUGGAGGUGAAAUGGAGCUGUGAGUGGCUUAAAGAACGACAAGAUCCCGAUAUUGCCGCAUUUCUGCUGAAUAUGAACAUUCGUGAGCCAAUGAAUCCUCGUGACGCCUUCAAAGGAGGCAGAACGAAUGCCAGUCGUUUGUAUUACCAAGUGAAGGAUGACGAAGAAAUUAGGCACUAUGACGUUGUUAGCUUGUACCCAUUCGUGAACAAGACCAAGGCAUACCCGGUCGGCCAUCCUGAAGUAAUCGUAUCCAAUUUCAAGGAUGCCAAAGAUUAUUUUGGACUGGUCUACUGCAAAGUAGCGGCUCCGGAUCAAUGCCUGUAUCCAGUCUUACCGGCCACGAUAAACGGCAAACUCAUGUUUGUUCUAUGCAAAAAAUGCGCGAUGGAAAAAGCGGCGAACCGCUGUGCGCAUACAGACGAUGAUCGCUGUUUCGAAGGGGUUUGGGCGACACCCGAACUACAUCAUGCAAUCGAUGUGGGGUAUCGUGUUGUGGAAAUGUAUGAAGUGUGGCACUGGACGCAUUCUGACACCAAGCUCUUUGCGGCAUACAUGGACAAGUUUUUAAAAGUGAAAAUGGAAGCCAGUGGUUGGCCUGCGUGGUGCGAUACCGAUGAAAAGAAAGCCAAGUUUAUUCAGACGGUUAAAGAACGCGAAGGCAUUUCCUUGGAUCCGGAUGCUAUGGUUUUUGAUGCUGGAAAGAAGAGCACCACCAAAAUUGUGGUGAACAGUCUUUGGGGUAAAACCGGUCAAAGUUGCGAUAUGAACUCAACGGAGUUUGUCUACGACCCCAAACGGUAUUCUGAUCUGUGUCGUUCAAAAGCUAUUGAAAUACAUGAUGUCUAUGGCGUAAACCCAACGUGUCUGAUGGUAACACACUCGAAAGUGGAUGACUACAAUGAAGGUAGCAACGGUACGAAUGUUGUCAUUGCCGCUUUCACCACCAGCCAUGCGCGACUUAUACUGUUAUCCCUCAUGGAAAAGUUGGGCGAGCGCCUCCUGUACUACGACACGGAUUCCGUGAUAUUCAUUCACCGACCUGGCGACUGGCUUCCUGAUACCGGCAGUAUUCUUGGGGAUUGGGAUAACCAGCUAGAAGCUGGCGAGAAUCACAUCGUCAAAUUUGUUUCCUGUGGUCCAAAAGUGUACAGCUACGAAACCGACACGGGGCGCAUUGAGUUGAAAGUGAAAGGGAUGAUGCAGAACGGAUUUACGGAAGAUAUUCUGGAUUGGGACUCGGUCACGAAGGAGCUGACGCGGACUGGAAAAGCCUUGGAUUUUAACCAGCUGAAGCGGUUACUGGAUGGUGUGGAUGGGCACGUGCAGGUUGUAUAUCCAGAAUACAUCAAACGAAAUGGAAAAACCCAAGAAAUUAAUACUGUUCAGUUAGCUAAGAAAUUGAAGCUUGUUUACGACAAGCGCAUCAUGUUGGAUGAUUUUACAACGCUGCCUUUUGGCACGCGAUAG